AUGUCGAAAUAUUAUGGUGAAUUUCUUAUUUUACUUCUCAUUUAUUUGAUUACCUGUAACGAUGCAUCACCAUGUAUAUUUACCCGAUAUAUAUAUUCAAAUGGUUUAAAACAACAAUUACAAGUUGAAUCGUGGGGUUCUGAUAGUAUUCGAAUACGUUUAAGUCCAGAUGUAAUUAUCCAAAAUCCAGAUUAUCAAGCUUUACUUCCAGAACAACCAAUCUUCAAUGAAGAAGUUUGUCACCAACCAGAUUCAAAUACAUUUAUUCAUGGAAAUAUUAAAUUUAACAUAAGUGAUGAUAAUGAAAAAUGGUUAAUUCAACGUCAAUCAGAUGGAUUAAUUCUUAUUGAAACACAAUCAAUCACAUUUUUACCAUAUAAAUAUCCACUUUCUAUUUAUUCCCCAAUAUAUAGCCUUUAUAGCUUAUCAUUAAUGUAUAAUCAUAUUCCAGAUGGAUAUUUAUAUGGUUUAGGUGAACAUCAUUAUGGUGAAAAUCUGACAUUAGCAUAUCAUAAUUUUCAUUUACCAUUUGUUUUUUCUUCAACUGCUCCAACAAAUGGUGAUAUAACAAUUCCAUGGUAUAUUCACACAUCAGCAUUUGGAUUUCUUUGGAAUCAACCAGGUUAUGGUUCAUUUGAUGUUCAAAAUGAUAAAGAAAUAAUGUGGACUGCAAAUGCUACACAUCAACUUGAUAUUUGGAUAACAACAAUUCCUAAAGAAGAAAAUCUUUCUUCAUUAUUUUAUCCUAUUCUUAUGAAAAAUUAUGUUGAUGUUAUUGGUCAUCCAAAUCCAUUACCAAAAUUUGCUUCAGGUUUUUGGCAAAGUAAAAAUCGUUAUCGUAGUCAAAAUGAAUUCUUAGAUGUUGCAAAAGGUUAUUAUGAUCGUCAAAUUCCCGUAAGUAUUAUUGUUAUUGAUUGGUUUCAUUGGACAAAACUUGGUGAAUGGAAAUUUAAUAGUACAUGUUGGCCAGAUAUUCCACAAAUGAUUAAUCAAUUAAAAUCAUACGGAAUGAAUUUAAUGGUAUCUGUUUGGCCUCAUGUUGAAAAAGAUUCAGAAAAUUUUUUCUUUAUGAACACAACAGAUUUAUUAACUCAUGAUGCAAAUGGAAAUGUUUUGCCAAGCACAACUGAUAAUCUUUAUAUUUCUGAUCAAUUUAAUCCAAUUACAAGACAAUUCAUUUGGGAUAAAGUUAAAAGAAAUUAUUAUGAUUAUGGAAUAAAAAUUUAUUGGUUAGAUGCUGAUGAACCAGAAGGAGGUCGACCUGGUUUACAAUGGUGGUAUGGAAGACAUGAUGAAGAAAUAGCAAUGGUAUGGGCAAGAGAACAUCAACGAACAUUUUGGGAUGGAUUAAAAGAUCAGAACGAAAAUGAAAUUAUUAUGCUUAGUAGACAAGCAUGGAUAGGUAGUCAUAGAAUCAAUGCAGCUGUAUGGAGUGGUGAUAUUGAUUCGUCAUGGGAAGAAUUAUUAAAACAGAUAAAAGUAGCGCAAAAUGUUGCUUUAUCUGGUAUUUAUUGGUGGACAACUGAUAUCGGAGGUUAUCGUUAUGCUGAUUUAGAUGAUAAUCAAUUUCAAGAAUUAAUAUUACGAUGGUUUCAAUUUGGAGCAUUUUGUCCAUUAUUUCGUUUACAUGGUGAACGUUAUCCACCAUUUCCAAACAAUGAAUGUGGUUUUUCUGGUGGACAUAAUGAAGUCUGGUUAUUUAAAUAUAGUGAACAAAUUAUUAAUAUAAUUCGAUUACGAGAAUCUUUACGUGAUUAUAUUGAAUAUCAUUUAAAUAUUUCUAAUCAAAAUGGAACACCUAUUUUACGACCAAUGUUUUAUGAUUUUAAUGAUGAUUUAGAAUGUUAUCAAUCUGAAGAUCAAUAUAUGUUUGGAACAGAUUAUUUAGUUGCUCCUAUUUAUACAUAUCAAGCAACAUCACGUUCAGUUUAUUUACCUAAAAUUGAUCAAUACAAUUCAGUUUGGCAACAUUAUUAUACAAAAAUAUUUUAUCAAGGUGGACAACGUUAUAAUAUUUCGACUACUUUAAAUGAUUUCCCUCUUUUUCAAAAAAUUCAAUCGAUUUGGAAUUGUUAA
Messenger RNA from Rotaria sordida, 2076 nucleotides. The record is from the annotation of a GenBank genome assembly. Lineage: Eukaryota; Metazoa; Rotifera; Eurotatoria; Philodinida; Philodinidae.